Messenger RNA from Thunnus maccoyii (southern bluefin tuna), 2461 nucleotides. Its product is annotated as ras-related protein Rab-6A. The coding region runs from base 339 to 965 and encodes 208 amino acids. Lineage: Eukaryota; Metazoa; Chordata; Actinopteri; Scombriformes; Scombridae. Gene Ontology annotation, molecular function: GTP binding; GTPase activity. The transcript is spliced from 8 exons. The record is from RefSeq and is a predicted model, not a curated record.
GUCGCCACCAGUAGAAGGCAGCACGACGAUCUGCCUGAGAUGUAAACAGGGUUUCUGUCCGAAGAAGAAGAAGAAGAAGAAGAAGAAGUAGCUGUGGACAUGUCAGAAAACUGACAGUAAUGCUAACUGCUAACUUGGUCGCAGUAGUUCGUGAGUUAUCAAAAAAGUGUCUGGGAGCUUAAAGGAGUGAUUGUACAACACGAACCCUCGCCAGGCUCGUGUGGAGGGUUUGUAAAGCGGUAAAACCUCACGGAUCCCCGGACCUUUGAUAACUGACAUCAGCUGGUUAGCUAGCGUUAGCUCCUGAAAAGUAACGUCGGAGCUUGUUUCAUACAGUCAUGUCUGCGGCCGGAGACUUCGGAAACCCUUUAAGAAAAUUUAAAUUGGUCUUUCUCGGGGAGCAGAGUGUGGGAAAGACGUCGCUGAUCACCAGGUUCAUGUAUGACAGCUUUGACAACACUUACCAAGCCACAAUAGGAAUCGAUUUUCUGUCGAAAACCAUGUACCUUGAAGACAGAACAAUCAGGUUGCAGCUGUGGGACACGGCAGGGCAGGAGCGAUUUCGUAGCCUCAUACCAAGUUACAUCAGAGACUCUGCUGCUGCUGUCGUAGUUUACGACAUCACAAAUGUCAACUCCUUCCAGCAAACCACAAAAUGGAUUGAUGAUGUGAGAACGGAGAGAGGAAGUGAUGUCAUUAUCAUGUUGGUGGGAAACAAGACAGACCUUGCAGACAAAAGACAGAUAACCACAGAGGAGGGAGAACAGAGAGCGAAAGACAUGAAUGUUCUGUUUAUUGAGACAAGUGCAAAGACAGGCUACAAUGUCAAACAGCUUUUCCGUCGUGUGGCAGCCGCCCUCCCUGGCAUGGACACUACGCAGGACAAGAGUAGAGAGGACAUGAUUGACAUUAAACUGGAGAAGCCACCAGAGCAACCUGUCAGUGAAGGAGGCUGUGCCUGCUAAUGCUGGCCUGUGUCACUAAAUAAUUUCUCUUACUGGCUUUUUCUCAACCCCAGUCGUUUUUCUGUAUCCGUACCCUUCACUACACCCGCCUCUUUCAGCAGCCUGAAAGAGAACACUACAUCCGUUAUCUUCGCCAUUGUGGAAACCUGCUCUCUCAUCGGGUUGCUCUGAAAGUCAUAAAUCAUUUAAAUUGAAUAUUUGUACUGUAAAACACGUACAUUGAAACAGUAUUCAGAGCUGGAAGCUUAGCUCAUCUUUACUGAGCUCCUCCUCCAUAGUUUGCAUCUAAAGAUGACUUUUUGAACCAAACUGAAAGAAAGAAAUGUGUGUGUAAGACAUCAAGUCAAAGUAUGUGUUAAAGAGUGAGAAUAUUCUUUAUAAAGUUAUAUAUUGCUUUAAGCCUAACAAGCGCAAUGUGGAUGUUUUUGUGCAUUUGUCAGUUAACAAAAUGUGUGCAGUUGAAAUUGAUUGGCAAGGAUUCAUUAAUGAAUUAUGUUAACAAACUUUUUUUUUUUUUUUUUUAACGGUCUGGAAUGAUAUGUGGGAAAGGCUGCAAAGUUGUGUUGAAGUAAACUAAUAAAUUUGGGAGAUGUCAGUGUUGACACUCGUACUGUAAACCCACAAUUGAGCAGAAGUUGGAAGUGGCAGCCAUGUCAGAUCCAUACCAGCAAACUACACCGUUCUCCCAACAUAUACCAGCAUGAUGUCCGCCACAUGGUCUCAGAACCAGCACAAACACAUGACACCUACUACAAGGGCAACACUACACCACCCACAUACCGUCCUUCCUCUCUUCCCACACUUGUCCCUUGAGAUGGGUUAUUUUUACUUUGGCUUCCGUUUUCUAUUACCUUUUUAUUUGGAUAGAUCUUUUUUUUCUUUUCUUUUUCUCAAGAGUACAACAUAGAUUAAAACUAUUUCUUUAAUGAUAGUGUUUGAGGAGGAUUUUCUCAUAUAUUAAGAUUCAGAAUCAUAAAAACCAACCAUAAACAUUAGAGAUGGAGAUACAGUAUAUGCCUUUUGGAGUUAUAUUGUAGAGGGCUUCCUUGGCUUUGGGUCUAUCUAGUUAAGUUUGGUAUGACGUUUUAUGAACACACGUUUUCUUUUGCUUGUUUUUAUUUUUUGGCAUUGAUCUUUUGUUAGUGAUUAUUCUACAUGUGUAUUUAAUCCACAAUGACUUGUAAUAUUUAUUUCUAUUGGAUUCAUAUUUCUUUUUUUAUGGCUGUUAAUAUCUUAACUUUUUGGUAUGAUUCCUGAAUCACUAAAUAAAAUAUGCAUUCAUCUAGACCAUCUUUAACAGAAUCGGUGGGGAGCGUGUGCUGUUCCCUCUGCCACCUCUAAAUGAUAAUUUGAUCAUACUGAUUAUACCGUGCAAUUUUUUUUGUUUUGUGUGAAAUUAUGAAAGAGAGUCUGAUUUGUAUGGCAUAGUAGUCCUUAACGUUUCUGUCUGGAAUGGUUUUAAAUGAGAAAAUAAAAUAGAAUACACUUGUCACUGC